Molecule: messenger RNA, 351 nt
Organism: Anisakis simplex (herring worm)
Lineage: Eukaryota; Metazoa; Nematoda; Chromadorea; Rhabditida; Anisakidae
Source: the annotation of a GenBank genome assembly
CGGCUACGAGAACGACAUUGGGGAAGCGCGUUGUCGUGGGCUAUCAGGAAUGGUGAGCCUUGGCUGUGUUCAAUGGUGGCCGAUCAGAUCAUCUUGCAUUGUGAACCGGAAACGAUCGCAACGAUAACGAUCUUAUCGAAGCUCAGCGUUGAUAUGAUCGAGUCACCAUCGCUGAUAUUCUUGCACAAAUAUUUUCUGUUUCGAAAUGCACUCCAAGAUGGUUUGAAAGCAGAUGCGGCUGCUUUAUUGAUCGAUUUGAUAACGUCGGAAUUGGCACCGAAAAAGUUUCAUUCGGUACUUUUCGCGGAUCUUAUUGCGAUAUUGAACUAUGAAAAUGAGGUUGGAGUUUGA